Molecule: messenger RNA, 465 nt
Organism: Prunus avium (sweet cherry)
Lineage: Eukaryota; Viridiplantae; Streptophyta; Magnoliopsida; Rosales; Rosaceae
Source: RefSeq, a predicted model, not a curated record
AUGAUAUUCCAUCUUCGAGAGCUUUAUGAAGAAGGCACACACAACAUGCAUUUCAGCGCAGUAUGCGACCUUUCGAGAACCAAGAUGGUGAAGGAAGCAUCAAUUCACCAACAUAGACUGACGAUGAUUGGACUCAUUGAGCAGCUGGAAAGUCUUGACAAUCCAUUGGACAAUAAUUUGGCUACUGACAUCUUCCUUGCGUCCCUUUUCUAUUCCUUUUCCCAGUUUGUCAUAAACUACAAUAUGGGAAAGAUGGAGCACACUCUCUCAGAGCUCCUAAAUAUGUGUGUGACUACUAAAAAGACCUUCAAGAAGGAAGGAGGGAAAUGGACAAUAGUUGUUUUUAAGAAGGGAUCUACUUCUUCUGCUAAGCCUAAUCAGAAAGGUAAAGGUAAAUUCAAAGCCAACAAGAAGAAGAAGGGGAAUCUUGUUCUCAAACCCAAGGGAGGCAUCAAGAAGAAGUAG